Molecule: messenger RNA, 1815 nt
Organism: Toxoplasma gondii ME49
Lineage: Eukaryota; Apicomplexa; Conoidasida; Eucoccidiorida; Sarcocystidae
Exons: 1
Coding region: 482-925 (147 amino acids)
Source: RefSeq, a predicted model, not a curated record
GCGGCUAACUGGUAAAAUCUCUUUUUUUGUUUCCCGGGCACAAAACACCUUCUGAAUGUGAGCAUGCGAUUGCUAUUAAAAGAACGAAACAACGUUUCCAGCGGCGCUCUCCCUCAGCGACGGGGCACCCCAACUUCUAACGUUGGCCGCGGGGUCGAACAACUAGCCGCCUUAUUACGUCUCACUACCUAAACGGCUUUUGAUGAUAACUGUUUUCUUUGUUGCCGACUUUUGAAACACCUUUGUCGUGCGAAACUGCAGAAUAGUUGCCACCUUUUUGUGUCAGUUCAUUGCACUGAAAAGUUUAGCUUGUGCUUGUUCAGGAUCGCUCAACGGAGACGCGUCACGAGCUGUUCGAACUACAUUGAAAAGCUGCUGCCCGUGGAUUGGUUCGGAGGCAUUUUUAGGUCCCAUUUGUCUCUUUCAGCUUGAAGAAGUGGAUGUGUGAACCCAUUAUAAAGGCUGUUGUAAGAAAGCGAAAAUGAAGGCUUAUGCAUAUGCUCUGCUCUUUUUGGCAGUCUCCGUGUUCACGGCGACGUGUCUCUCGCCCGUGCUUGGUGCCGCGUCUGUGAGCGGGAGGAUCGAUUUGCUCCCGCCUCUAGACUCGCUGCCUGAGGACUCUUUUUUGACUAUUCAGUUGUCUGACACCACUCGGGCUGAUGCUGAAGCAACUGUGCUCGUGUCCGUCCAGCAGCCAAUCACCAACACGUAUAAUGCUAAUCACGCGAUGGAGUAUAAAAUUUCUUUACCGGUGGAGUAUCGAGGACCGGUGACUGUGUCGGCGUGGCUAAACGUCGGGUGGCAGUCCACUUCGGCGAAUAGGAUUCGCCGGGGCGAUUAUCUGACAACAUCCCAUUAUGGAUUUACCGCCUCUCCCGAAGAAAGCGGUCAUCGUGUCGAUCUUUUGCUGAAGCGUUACGUUUAAAUGUGUGCGUUAAAACUCGUGCAUCUUUACUUAGUCUACAUUAUCGGCGAUAUUGAAGGCGUUGAUAUUGCUGUGUCAGCGUGCGUGUUCGUGUUGCGUAUACCUCGCGGUAUGCAAACCUUGAAUGAAGAAACUGUAGACUGGCCGCUGCAUGCCCCUGGGUUCAUAUAGUACACUCUGAUUAACCGUGAUGACCGGUUCUGCUAGCAUAUUGUGUACAAUCCCAUUGCGAACGAUAUUUACACAGCGUCAUUAUGCAGUCCAGACAUAACAGGUGAUGACUUCAAUUCCUUUCUCUUGUGUUUUGACGUGGAGUGUGUGUUUGCUGAAACAGGAAAGUGAACUUUUCAAUGCAGGUGGAAGCGGCGACCUGUAUACCCUUGCUUGUGACUACAGAGACGGACAUAGUGGAUUAGUUGUCAAUCCCUGUCGCGCUGUGACACGUGACAUCCGUAGAUUUGGACAUUUAGUGCCCGUGAAGCAUCAUCUGUCUGCAUAAACCGUACAUGCAAACGCACGGCGUUGCCAUAGACGGCAAAACAGGUCAUCUGGGAGGUAUUCGUUGUAGACGCGCAUGACACGGCGCGGCGACAUUUUAGAAAUAUUGAUAUGUAGCAAACACGUUCUCGUUACUGGCAAUACCAGAAAACGGGAGCGCUUCACCUGAAACCAUUCCAUUCUAGAUCGUUGAGAGCAUGAGCUAAUUGUCGUUUCCAAGCUUGCACUUAAGUACCCGUAGUGCUGAUAUGACGUUUGUCAUCCAGAAGAAAGUUCGCAAUUCGGUGUUCGGGUCAAUUUAGUGAAUUUUGUGUUGCUGGGUUCUGGUAUGCAUCUGGCUUAACUUGAUGCAUUGUUACGCAGUCUAUGUACAUCUGUUGGUACUCGCUUUU